Xenopus laevis (African clawed frog) is the source of this 1972-nucleotide messenger RNA. It is a transcript of the gene cd36.S, whose product is annotated as CD36 molecule S homeolog. The record is from RefSeq and is a predicted model, not a curated record. The transcript has 13 exons. Bases 531 to 1952 code for a protein of 473 amino acids. NCBI's taxonomy places the organism in Eukaryota, Metazoa, Chordata, Amphibia, Anura, Pipidae.
AAAUAUAAUUUCUACCAAAAACAGUGAUCAGGUUAGUAACGCUGGAGUGCUAUUAUUCUGAACACGUCUGUACAUGGGCAACGUCAUGAUAGUAGAGGAAGUAGUGGCCGGGGCAUACCAUUAUUUUCAAUAGUAAGGACGUGAACAUUUGUAAAAUAUAAAAAUUCAGUUAGUUCCUCUUGAUAUACUCCUCUCUAUCAGCUAUCACAUAUAGGGAAAUCUCCCACUACCUUAUUUUGUUAGACAUGUUGUUAAAGAAUAUAUAUUUGUAAACAUGCUUGUAAAAAUACCUCAACUAUAAAGCCAUACUUCCAAUGCCGGAGUAUACCUGACCUUCUGUCUUAUCUUUAAUGUGCUGUAUUGUGUACUUUGACUUCAGAUAAAUGUCAAUUUUCUUUUCCUUUCAUCAGUACAUUUAAGAGACUUCAUUAGACUUGCCAAACACAACUCACCAUCACAGUAAGAGCAAGUAGAGGCUUAGCCAUCUCUCUUAUACGACUUGGUGCAGUGAAACCAGCAGCUACUGUACAAUGUGCUGCAGCGCAAAAUGUUGGUUAAUUGUUGGCUCUGUCAUUGGAGGACUGUUGGCUAUUCUAGGUGGUAUCCUGUUUCCUGUGGGGGAUAUUAUUAUCAAUAAGGAAAUUGAUACGGAAGCAGUAAUUGAAGAAGGAACUAUUGCCUAUGAAAAUUGGGUAGAGACAGGAAGUCCCGUCUACAGGCAUUUCUGGAUAUAUCAUGUCACAAAUCCUGAUGAGGUAAUGAAUGGCGGAAAACCAGCGCUUGAGCAAAAAGGCCCAUAUAUCUAUCUUGUCCGUUACCUGCCUAAAGAAAACAUUACACAACAUCAGAACAAUACAGUCUCGUAUUGGCAGCCAAAUGGAGCCAUCUUUCAAAGAGAGGGCUCGUGUGGUUCAGAAGAGGAUAAAUACACUGUUCUGAAUCUCGCUGUUGCUGCAGCACCUGCUAUGUUCCCAGCUCUUCAAGGAUUUUUGAAUAGCUUUAUUAAAAGUUCGAAUUCAUCCUUGUUCCAAGUCAGAAGUGUAAAAGAGCUGUUAUGGGGCUAUAAAGAUCCUUUUUUAGAAAAAAUUCCAAUUGCUUCCCUAGAUAAAACUACUGGACUAUUCUAUCCGAAUAAUGGAACGGCUGAUGGUAUUUAUAAUGUUUAUAAUGGCAAAGGUGGCAUAAGUAAAGUUGCAAUAAUUGACAGAUAUAGGGGAGAAAGUGCACUUCCAUACUGGAAUGAUAGUUACUGUGACAUGAUUAAUGGUACAGAUGCAGCUUCAUUCCCUCCUUCUGUUAAAAAAGAUAAAAAACUCUACUUCUUUUCUUCUGAAAUAUGUAGAUCUAUUUAUGGAGUAUUUGAGAAAGAGUAUACACUGAAAGGAAUAAAGCUGUAUAGGUUUGUGGUACCAGAUGAAGCACUUGCGUCACCUACAAAGAAUCCAGAUAACCACUGUUACUGCAAAGAUUUUGACCUUUCAAGAAAUUGUACUGCUGCUGGUGUUUUGGAUCUCAGAACCUGCCAAGGGGGAAAACCAAUUUUCCUUUCUCUUCCGCAUUUUCUGUAUGCAAGUGACUUCUUGCUUGAUUCUGUGAGUGGCCUAAAGCCCAGUAAAGAAGAACAUGAGACCUACGUAGACGUUGAACCAAUAACCGGAUUUACAAUGCAUUUUGCCAAAAGGCUGCAGGUCAAUGUAAUGUUUAAACCUACAGACAAAAUAGAUGUAAUGUCUAAGCUCGAGUCAGAGUUUGUGUUCCCUGUUGCAUGGCUAAAUGAGACUGCACUUAUUGGGGAUGAUUCUGCAAAUAUGUUUAAAUCCAGCGUAACUACCCCCAUGAAGGUGCUAGAGGUAUUGCGCAUUGUACUGAUUUGCAUUGGGGCAGUGGUUUUUCUUUCCUGCUCUAUUACCCUGUGUGUGAGAGACUCUUUAAACAAAGGUAAACAUGCAUAACGAGCCAGAAAGACAGCCCA